AUGUCUACGUUUAAUGAUUCUGCAUCUAACAUCACUCAGAUUGUACUGCCGUUGCAUCAAGAUUUGAAAACAUUUUUGUCUGUGUCCUCAUGUGUUAUUUUUCUCUAUGUCAACGGGGUCAUGAUCUUCACUUUAAAGAAGAAGACUGUUUUUCAGGAGGCAUCCCGCUAUAUUUUGUUUGGACACAUGCUUUGGAUUGACACGUUUAAUCUUGUGAUGAGUGUAGUGUUGUUUGUGUGUGCUGUUUGUAGGGUUUUUGUAAUGAAAAUUGUCUGCCUUGUGCUUCUCGUUGCUGCAACAGCUAUUUAUCAGGUCUCUACCUUGAAUCUGGCGUUAAUGUCACUGGAGAGGUAUGUGGCCAUCUGCUUUCCUCUCAGACAUGCAGAAAUCACCACUAAUGGAAGAACUAACGUGGCCAUCGGUGUCAUUUGGAUGAUAAGCUGCAUUCAAUCCCUGUCCGAGAUUAUUGUCUUUUAUUCUAUUGAUACCACAAACAUAGCACUGAAUUUGUUCUGCUCAAGACCUACUCUUUUCAGGCUGCAGAUCUACAAGAAUCUUGGUAUAGCUUUCACAUGUAUGUUUUUCAUGUCUGUGUGUUUUGUUAUUAUCUUUACUUAUGCCUCUAUAGCAGCUGUGGCUAAAACAGCCGCCUGUGAUAAAAUUUCGGCCAAAAAAGCCAACAAGACUGUUCUGCUGCAUCUAAUACAACUGGGACUCUGUGCUGCUUCUAUCUUAAUUGGAGUUAUUCAAGAUGCCAUUUUCGUUUAUACUGACUAUAUGACUUCAAUUAAUGUGAUGUAUUUUUGCUUUGUAGUGUUUAUGAUUUUUCCAAGAUGUUUAAGUCCUCUUAUAUAUGGUCUGAGAGAUCAGGCCUUCAGCUGUUUAUUUAAAUACUACUUCACUUUUGGUUUCAAAAGGAAAAACAGUUGUAAAACAGAAAUACAUUUAGUAUCAGGUGGUUGAGAAAUAGCAGAUGUAUCUGAUGGCUAUUGAAAUGUUAUCUAAAAUGUUUUAGUAAAUAUUAUUUUGUCACUA
Molecule: messenger RNA, 1035 nt
Organism: Carassius carassius (crucian carp)
Lineage: Eukaryota; Metazoa; Chordata; Actinopteri; Cypriniformes; Cyprinidae
Product: odorant receptor 131-2-like
Exons: 1
Coding region: 1-963 (320 amino acids)
Biological process (GO): G protein-coupled receptor signaling pathway
Cellular component (GO): membrane
Molecular function (GO): G protein-coupled receptor activity
Source: RefSeq, a predicted model, not a curated record